Messenger RNA from Lactuca saligna, 1594 nucleotides. NCBI's taxonomy places the organism in Eukaryota, Viridiplantae, Streptophyta, Magnoliopsida, Asterales, Asteraceae. The record is from the annotation of a GenBank genome assembly.
CCACUCCAUAGUCACGAUUCAUAAUUUUAUUACUCUCUGAAACUUUGCGAACAAAUUCCCGUUCCGGUCCCGCAUAUGGGAUCCAAAUACUCACCAUUAAAGUAUAGUAUACUUAUAUAAGUCAUAACCUCUUAGGUAUCACAUUCUCAUCUCUUCCGGUUAUCCACUCACCUUCCAUCAAAAUGGCAGAAACCCCGAUCCGAAUAGGAAUUCUAGGCUGUGCUAACAUAGCCCGCAAGGUAUCAAGGGCGAUGCUCCUCUCCCCUAACACCACCAUCUCCGCCAUCGGCAGCCGCUCUUUAGAAAAGGCAAUUGCUUUCGCAUCGGAAAACCACUUCCCUGAAUCCACCAAGAAGUACGGCAGCUACGAAGCCGUACUGGACGAUCCUGAUGUUGACGCCGUUUACGUUCCCUUACCGACCAGCCUCCAUUUGCGGUGGGCUGUUCUCGCCGCCGAGAAGAAGAAACACGUUUUGCUGGAGAAGCCGGUGGCACUUGACGUCGGGGAACUGGAUAGGAUACUGGAGGCUUGUGAAUCGAGUGGUGUACAGUUCAUGGAUGCUACCAUGUGGAUGCAUCAUCCACGGACGGCUAAGAUGAAGGAGAUCCUUUCCGAUCCGCACAGAUUUGGACAGCUCAAAUCGGUCCAUAGCACGUUUUCGUACGUAGGAGAAGGUGAUUUCCUACAGAACGAUAUUCGUGUAAACCCAACUCUCGAUUCACUUGGAGUUCUUGGCGAUGCUGGUUGGUAUAGCAUACGAGCCAUUUUGUGGGCUUAUGAUUAUGAGCUUCCAAAAACUGUUACUGCGAUUGGAGACCCUGAGUACAACGAAUCAGGAGUAAUCUUGUCAUGUGGUGCUUCAUUAAACUGGAAAGAUAGUGGGAAAGUAGCGACUUUUUACUGUUCGUUUUAUACGAAUUUAACCAUGGACAUAACUGUCCUUGGGACUAAAGGAAGCUUACGAGUUCAUGACUUUGUUAUCCCGUUCAAUGAAAACGUGGGUCCUUUCUACGCAGUGGCAAAUUCAAGCUGGAAAGAGUUGUCACUUGGAUGUGAGCCUGAACCAAGUGAGUUUAAGAUCACAACUGUUCUUCCUCAAGAAGCAUUAAUGGUGCAGGAAUUUGGUCGACUAGUUCAGGGGAUUAACGGUGGUGACGCUAAACCGGAGAAGAAAUGGCCAACGAUUAGUAGAAAGACCCAAGCAGUGAUUGAUGCAGUUGUGGCUUCGAUUAAGAAUGGUUUCAAGCCCGUUGAAGUUGUCUACUAGGUCAUUUGUACAUGGCUUUUGUUCUGCUGUCUUCACAGUUGACAUAUAUAAUAAAUAAAGACCAUAUUUUGAAAUAAAAUUGUUGGGUAUUAUAGAAAAGAAUCGUGAUUUUUAAAAUAAUUUUAUCUUUGUUCAUAGAUUUUAAAUGUCCUUAUAUUUAUCGAUAUAGGCAUGCUACUAAUUUGCAACAUUAUAUAAAUUUGCGUCUUAAAUCUACACCUGGUAGUGAAGCUAGCCAUACGACUUUUUUGGACAAUAACACCCACUAGAUUUACUUGAGCCUCAAAAUUACUUAGGAGUGUCCUCUUACUUGGUUGGAGAUUAAU